Venustampulla echinocandica is the source of this 1326-nucleotide messenger RNA. Its product is annotated as Aspartic proteinase. The transcript has 3 exons. Lineage: Eukaryota; Fungi; Ascomycota; Leotiomycetes; Helotiales; Pleuroascaceae. Gene Ontology annotation, biological process: proteolysis. The record is from RefSeq and is a predicted model, not a curated record. Bases 1 to 1326 code for a protein of 441 amino acids. Gene Ontology annotation, molecular function: aspartic-type endopeptidase activity.
AUGGCUUCUCUCCAAGGUCUCCAGAAGAUCAAAGUUAUCCGAAAUAAGAACUACAAGAAGUCCGGAACCAAGUCCUAUGUCUACCUGCUCAACAAAUGGGGGUUUGAGCCCACCAAGCCAGGCCCAUACUUCCAGAUGCAAAAGACCUCGGAAACUCAGAAAUCUUUUCACAAGUUCGGCGUCAAGACCCAGUCUCAUCGCGUCUUAGCCAAGAAGUCUGGAAGUGGUGGAAGCACUGAUGUCGGUACCACGCAAGCUGGAGAAAUCGGGGCCGAGGACCAGCAAAAUGACUCCAUGUAUCUUGCUCCUAUCCAAAUUGGCACGCCUCCGCAAACCCUCAACCUUGACUUUGACACAGGAUCUGCUGAUCUCUGGGUAUGGUCUACAGAGCUUCCGUCUAGUAUCACGCAGCAGAGCAGUGGACAUGCUAUCUUCGAUCCAAAGAAGUCAUCCACAUUCAAGGCUGCCAACGGCUCUACCUGGGAGAUCUCGUAUGGUGAUAACUCCUCGGCAUCUGGAACCGUUGGAACCGACAAUGUGACUAUCGGCGGACUCACAAUUAAGGAUCAAGCUAUCGAGCUUGCUAGUAAGAUGUCUCAACAGUUCACUCAAAGUACUGGGGACGGGCUUCUUGGCCUCGCAUUUGGAACAAUCAACACCGUCAAACCGAAGCCAGUUGCCACCCCAGUGGAGAACAUGAUAACCGAAGAACAAAUCCCACAGAGUGCCGAGCUCUUCACAGCCUAUCUCGGUAGCUGGCGUGAUGCCGAUGAGGCUGACAAGGGUGAAAGCUUCUACACUUUUGGAUUCAUCGACCAAGACACUGUCAAGGCAUCCGGCCAGGAGGUUGCAUGGACUCCUAUCGAUAACUCCCAGGGCUUCUGGAAAUUCGCCUCCGAAUCUGCAGUCGUCAAUGGCCAGACUAUCAAACUGUCUGGGAAUACUGCCAUUGCUGACACCGGAACCACCCUCGCACUAGUCUCUGAUGAAUUCUGUGAUGCCAUCUAUAAGGCUAUCCCUGGCGCUAAAUACGACAAUAAUCAACAGGGUUAUGUUUUCCCCACGAAUACCACUGCCGACAAACUUCCCGUCAUCACUGUUGCUGUUGGUGACAAACAGUUUGUUAUUCAGAAGGAAGAUCUGGGGUUUGCUGAUGCCGGUAACGGUAUGGUCUAUGGCGGUAUCCAGUCCAGAGGUAGCAUGGCCUUUGAUAUCCUUGGUGAUACUUUCCUCAAGGCAGUCUAUGCUAUUUUCGAUCAGGGCAAUAAACGCUUCGGUGCCGUUCAGAGAGUAGAAAAGGAACAGAAUGUCUCAGCUCCUCCCUAA